AUGGAUCUCCGCGUCGGUGGUAAAUAUCGUCUCGGCAAGAAAAUCGGAUGUGGUUCAUUCGGUGACAUCUACCUUGGUAUUAACAUCAUCUCCGGCGAGGAAGUGGCCAUCAAGCUUGAGAGCGUCAAAGCCAAACAUCCUCAGCUCGAAUAUGAAGCCAAAGUCUACAAAACCCUGGCCGGUGGGGUUGGCGUCCCUUUUGUGAGAUGGUUCGGCGUAGAGUGUGACUACAACGCUAUGGUGAUCGAUUUACUCGGGCCUAGCUUGGAAGACCUGUUCAACUUCUGCCAACGCAAGUUCAGCCUCAAGACUACCUUGCUCCUUGCUGAUCAACUGAUCUCUCGAAUCGAGUACGUCCACUCGCGCAACUUCAUCCAUCGAGACAUCAAGCCCGACAACUUUCUCAUGGGCAUUGCCAAGCGUGGAAACCAAGUCAACAUCAUCGACUUCGGUCUCGCCAAGAAGUACCGUGACCCGAAGACCUUGUUGCACAUCCCCUACAGAGAGAACAAGAACCUCACUGGAACGGCCCGAUACACCUCCAUCAACACCCAUCUCGGUGUCGAACAGUCCCGUCGGGAUGACAUGGAAUCCCUGGGCUAUGUGUUCAUGUACUUCCUCCGAGGGAGCUUGCCGUGGCAAGGAUUGAAGGCGGCGACCAAGAAGCAAAAGUACGACCGAAUCAUGGAGAAGAAGAUGACCACGCCGACCGAAUUCCUCUGCCGGGGCUUUCCGAAAGAGUUUGCGAUCUACCUCAACUACUCGCGCUCGUUGAGGUUCGAUGACAAGCCGGACUACCCCUACCUCCGCAAGCUCUUCCGGGACUUGUUUGUCCGUGAGGGCUUCUCGUACGACUACGUCUUUGACUGGUCCCUCCAAACUCGCAACGCAGACGAGUCCUCCGUGCCUACCAGAGAACAGAUGGCCGCCAAAGACCGCAGCUCCGCUGCUGCUCCGGCUGCCAGUCCCGCGGCGCCCCUUCGCCGAAAGGUCAUUCCUGAAGCCACUCCCGUCCCAGGCAGUGGGAAUGAGAGAAAGCUCCGCAGUCAGACCAAGAUGGAGGAGCCACACUACACAUACUACGACGAGUAG
Puccinia triticina is the source of this 1092-nucleotide messenger RNA. RefSeq lists its product as uncharacterized. NCBI's taxonomy places the organism in Eukaryota, Fungi, Basidiomycota, Pucciniomycetes, Pucciniales, Pucciniaceae. The transcript is spliced from 5 exons. Bases 1 to 1092 code for a protein of 363 amino acids. Gene Ontology annotation, molecular function: protein serine/threonine kinase activity; ATP binding. Gene Ontology annotation, biological process: signal transduction; endocytosis; peptidyl-serine phosphorylation. The record is from RefSeq and is a predicted model, not a curated record. Gene Ontology annotation, cellular component: nucleus; cytoplasm.